CCCGGAUGGCGAGCCUCGCCGCGCUCGCCCUCAGCCUGCUCCUGCGGCUGCAGCUGCCUUCGCUGCCCGGCGCCCGGGCGCAGAGCGCCGCAGGUGGCUGUUCCUUUGAUGACCACUACAGCAACUGUGGUUACAGCGUGGCCCUGGGGACCAAUGGGUUUACCUGGGAGCAGAUUAACACGUGGGAGAAACCAAUGCUGGACCCAGCGGUGCCUACAGGAUCCUUCAUGAUGGUGAACAGCUCUGGGAGGGCCUCUGGCCAGAAGGCGCACCUUCUCCUGCCGACCCUGAAGGAGAAUGACACCCACUGCAUCGAUUUCCAUUACUACUUCUCCAGCCGCGACAGGUCCAGCCCGGGGGCCUUGAAUGUCUAUGUGAAGGUGAACGGUGGGCCCCAGGGGAACCCUGUCUGGAACGUGUCUGGCGUCGUCACUGAGGGCUGGGUGAAGGCAGAGCUUGCCAUCAGCACCUUCUGGCCACAUUUCUACCAGGUGAUAUUUGAAUCCGUCUCUCUGAAGGGUCAUCCUGGCUACAUCGCUGUGGACGAGGUCCGGGUCCUUGCCCAUCCAUGCAGAAAAGCACCUCAUUUUCUGCGGCUCCAAAAUGUCGAGGUGAACGUGGGGCAGAAUGCCACCUUUCAGUGCAUUGCUGGUGGAAAGUGGUCUCAGCAUGACAAACUUUGGCUCCAGCAAUGGAAUGGCAGGGACACGGCCCUCAUGGUCACCCGCGUGGUCAACCACAGGCGCUUCUCGGCGACAGUCAGUGUGGCGGACACUACCCAGCGGAGCGUGAGCAAGUACCGCUGUGUGAUCCGCUCUGACGGUGGCUCUGGUGUGUCCAACUACGCUGAGCUGAUUGUGAAAGAGCCUCCCACUCCCAUCGCCCCCCCAGAGCUGCUGGCCGUGGGGGCCACAUACCUGUGGAUCAAGCCGAAUGCCAACUCCAUCAUUGGAGACGGCCCCAUCAUCCUGAAGGAAGUGGAGUAUCGCACCACCACCGGCACCUGGGCAGAGACCCACAUCGUCGACUCUCCCAACUAUAAGCUGUGGCAUCUGGACCCCGAUGUGGAGUAUGAGAUCCGGGUGCUGCUCACGCGACCAGGGGAAGGGGGCACGGGACCACCAGGGCCUCCCCUCACCACCAGAACCAAGUGUGCAGACCCGGUGCACGGCCCGCAGAACGUGGAGAUCGUGGACAUCCGAGCCCGGCAGCUGACGCUGCAGUGGGAGCCCUUCGGCUACGCGGUGACCCGCUGCCACAGCUACAACCUCACGGUGCAGUACCAGUACGUGUUCAACCAGCAGCAGUACGAGGCCGAGGAGCUCAUUCAGACCUCCUCCCACUACACCCUGCGGGGCCUGCGCCCCUUCAUGACCAUCCGGCUGCGGCUGCUGCUGUCCAACCCCGAGGGCCGGAUGGAGAGUGAGGAGCUGGUGGUGCAGACGGAGGAGGAUGUUCCAGGAGCUGUUCCUCUAGAGUCCAUCCAAGGGGGUCCCUUUGAGGAGAAGAUCUACAUCCAGUGGAAACCUCCCAAUGAGACCAACGGGGUCAUCACGCUCUACGAGAUCAACUACAAGGCCGUGGGCUCAUUGGACCCGAGCGCCGACCUCUCCAGCCAGAGGGGCAAAGUGUUCAAGCUUCGGAAUGAAACCCACCACCUCUUUGUGGGUCUGUACCCCGGGACCACCUACUCCUUCACCAUCAAGGCCAGCACAGCAAAGGGCUUUGGGCCCCCUGUUACCACCAGGAUCGCCACCAAAAUUUCAGCUCCAUCGAUGCCUGAAUAUGACACAGACACCCCACUGAAUGAAACAGACACGACCAUCACAGUGAUGCUGAAGCCCGCUCAGUCUCGGGGAGCCCCUGUCAGUGUUUAUCAGCUGGUUGUCAAGGAGGAGCGACUUCAGAAGUCACGGAGGGCAGCUGACAUCAUUGAGUGCUUUUCGGUGCCGGUGAGCUAUAGGAAUGCCUCCAGCCUCGAUUCUCUACACUACUUUGCUGCUGAAUUGAAGCCUGCCAACCUGCCUGUCACCCAGCCAUUUACAGUGGGUGACAACAAGACAUACAAUGGCUACUGGAACCCACCUCUUUCCCCUCUGAAAAGCUACAGCAUCUACUUCCAGGCACUCAGCAAAGCAAAUGGAGAGACCAAAAUCAACUGUGUUCGUCUGGCUACAAAAGCACCAAUGGGCAGCGCCCAGGUGACCCCGGGGACUCCACUCUGCCUCCUCACCACAGGUGCCUCCACGCAGAAUGCCAACAGCGUGGAGCCGGAGAAGCAGGUGGACAGUACUGUGAAGAUGGCCGGCGUGGUCGCCGGCCUCCUCAUGUUCAUCAUCAUUCUCCUGGGCGUCAUGCUGACCAUCAAAAGGAGAAGAAAUGCUUAUUCCUACUCCUAUUACUUGAAGCUGGCCAAGAAGCAGAAGGAGACACAGAGUGGAGCGCAGAGGGAGAUGGGGCCCGUGGCCUCGGCCGACAAACCCGCCACCAAGCUCAGCACCAGCCGCAACGACGAAGGCUUCUCCUCUAGCUCACAGGACGUUAAUGGAUUCACAGGUGGCAGCCGUGGGGAGCUCUCCCAGCCCACCCUCACGAUCCAGACUCACCCCUACCGGGCCUGCGACCCCGUGGAGAUGAGCUAUGCCCGGGACCAGUUCCAGCCCGCCAUCCGGGUGGCUGACCUGCUCCAGCACAUCACUCAGAUGAAGAGAGGCCAGGGCUACGGGUUCAAGGAGGAAUAUGAGGCCUUACCGGAGGGGCAGACAGCCUCGUGGGACACAGCCAAAGAGGAUGAAAACCGCAACAAGAAUCGAUACGGCAACAUCAUAUCCUAUGACCAUUCUCGAGUGAGGCUGCUGGUGCUGGAUGGAGACCCACACUCCGACUACAUCAACGCCAACUACAUUGAUGGGUACCAUCGACCUCGGCACUACAUUGCUACUCAAGGUCCCAUGCAGGAGACUGUAAAGGACUUCUGGAGAAUGAUCUGGCAGGAGAACUCGGCCAGCAUCGUCAUGGUCACAAACCUCGUGGAAGUGGGCAGGCACCCAGCGGGACACACUGUGGGAAAUGCCACUCUAAGCCGCUCGGCGUCCCCCGGAAUGGUGAAGUGUGUGCGAUACUGGCCGGAUGACAUGGAGGUCUAUGGAGACAUUAAAGUCACCCUGAUCGAAACAGAGCCCCUGGCAGAGUACAUCAUCCGCACCUUCACGGUCCAGAAGAAAGGCUACCAUGAGAUCCGGGAGCUCCGCCUCUUCCACUUCACCAGCUGGCCCGACCAUGGCGUCCCCUGCUAUGCCACCGGCCUCCUCGGCUUUGUCCGCCAGGUCAAGUUCCUCAAUCCCCCAGAAGCUGGGCCCAUAGUGGUCCACUGCAGUGCUGGUGCCGGGAGGACUGGCUGCUUCAUCGCCAUCGACACCAUGCUUGACAUGGCCGAGAACGAAGGGGUGGUGGACAUCUUCAACUGCGUGCGUGAGCUCCGGGCCCAGAGGGUCAACCUGGUGCAGACGGAGGAGCAGUAUGUGUUUGUGCACGACGCCAUCCUGGAAGCGUGUCUCUGCGGCAACACGGCCAUCCCGGUAUGCGAGUUCCGCUCGCUCUACUACAAUAUCAGCAGGCUGGACCCCCAGACCAACUCCAGCCAAAUCAAAGACGAAUUUCAGACCCUCAACAUCGUGACUCCUCGUGUCCGGCCCGAGGACUGCAGCAUCGGUCUCCUGCCCCGGAACCAUGACAAGAAUCGGAGCAUGGAUGUCCUGCCUCUGGACCGCUGCCUGCCCUUCCUCAUCUCGGUGGAUGGAGAAUCCAGCAACUACAUCAAUGCGGCACUGAUGGAUAGCCACAAGCAGCCUGCCGCUUUCGUGGUCACACAACACCCUCUACCCAACACCGUGGCGGACUUCUGGAGGCUGGUGUUCGAUUAUAACUGCUCCUCUGUGGUGAUGCUGAAUGAGCUGGACGCUGCCCAGCUCUGUAUGCAGUACUGGCCUGAGAAGACCUCGGGGUGCUACGGGCCCAUCCAGGUGGAAUUCGUCUCCGCAGACAUCGAUGAGGACAUCAUCCACAGAAUAUUCCGCAUCUGUAACAUGGCUCGGCCACAGGAUGGGUAUCGUAUAGUCCAGCACCUCCAGUACAUUGGCUGGCCUGCCUACCGGGACACGCCCCCCUCCAAGCGCUCUCUGCUCAAAGUGGUCCGACGGCUGGAGAAGUGGCAGGAGCAGUACGAUGGGAGGGAGGGACGCACUGUGGUCCACUGCCUAAAUGGGGGAGGCCGCAGCGGAACCUUCUGUGCCGUCUGCAGCGUGUGUGAGAUGAUCCAGCAGCAAAACAUCAUCGACGUGUUCCACAUCGUGAAAACGUUACGUAACAACAAGUCCAACAUGGUGGAGACCCUGGAACAGUAUAAAUUUGUAUACGAGGUGGCACUGGAAUAUUUAAGCUCCUUUUAACCCAGUGGCAUGGAGAACCUGCCAGAGGCUGCUGCAGCCAAGCCCCCUUUUCUG
This is a messenger RNA of Balaenoptera musculus (blue whale), 4502 nucleotides long. It is a transcript of the gene PTPRT, whose product is annotated as protein tyrosine phosphatase receptor type T. Gene Ontology annotation, molecular function: protein tyrosine phosphatase activity; protein binding. Gene Ontology annotation, cellular component: membrane. The record is from RefSeq and is a predicted model, not a curated record. NCBI's taxonomy places the organism in Eukaryota, Metazoa, Chordata, Mammalia, Artiodactyla, Balaenopteridae. Gene Ontology annotation, biological process: protein dephosphorylation. The coding region runs from base 6 to 4448 and encodes 1480 amino acids. The transcript has 33 exons.